AUGGGUAAAGCAAAUUCAAAGUCAAUUCACACCUCACCUUCUUUAACUUCCUUAUCAUCAGUAACAUCAAUCCCAAGGCUUCUUAAAACACAUCGUCAAAAAUCUUCUUCUAGUUCUGCAUUUACUUAUUUCUCUUCAAGUUCUUCAACUCAAUUAUCUCUUAAUUCUCCAAAUUCUUUAAAUUCUCAUCUUGAAGUUAUGUCACAAUAUCCUUCAUCAUUACAAGAAAAUCUUCUUGGUUCUAAUGAUUUUGAUACUUUUCAUUAUAUUGGAGAUAGAAAAUAUUGUAGAAGUGGUAUUGAGGAUGUGAAUUAUGUGUAUCCAGUCGAUGACGAUGAAGUUGAUCGAUGUCAAAUGCAACAUUUUUUAAUGAAGCAUAUUUGGGAAGGCAAUUUUUCGGCACCAGUUGAGGAAAUGUUGUCCAAUUAUGAUACUAAAGUCCUUGAUAUUGGUUGUGGUUCAGGUGCUUGGAUUUUAGAAAUGGCUACAGAAUAUCAACGUCCUCAAUUUGUUGGCGUAGAUAUUGCUCCAUUAUAUCCCUCCGAAAUUCAUCCAACAAACGUAAAAUUCCAUCAAGCAAAUGUCCUUAGCGGUUUACCAUUUGAAGAUGAAACAUUCGAUUUUGUUUAUAUGAGAUUCAUGGUUUUCGCUUUUACUAUUAAUGAUUGGGAACGUGCUUUAAAAGAAGCUUUAAGAGUUACAAAGAAAGGUGGAUAUGUUGAAAUUAUGGAAACUGAUAUUAAGUGGUAUAAUGAAGGUCCAUUCUGUAAAUCUUCAAGACUUAAAA
Molecule: messenger RNA, 787 nt
Organism: Scutellospora calospora
Lineage: Eukaryota; Fungi; Glomeromycota; Glomeromycetes; Diversisporales; Gigasporaceae
Source: the annotation of a GenBank genome assembly